UUUGUUAUUCUGCCUGUUUGUACGUUCACUUGACGCAGCUGGUUGGGUUGCGUCGCUUUGAGACACAUUUUUGCGUAAACUAGGCUACGUAAGCACGUACCACUCCGACCAAGGAAGAGCAGACCAUACACCGGUGCCACAUUGGAGAUCAAGUCAUUCUUGAAUGAGUUUUAUUCAAAAGGCAUUUCACUGGUUUUCUACUCGGUUUAUGUUGAGAUUCGUCCUCCUGCAAUGGGAAAUACACGUACCGACACGUUUCUGAUCACCGGGGGAUGUGGGUAUUUUGGUUAUCGCCUGGCAUGCUCCCUGCAUAAAAAAGGAGCCAAAAUCAUUCUGUUUGACAAAGUCCCUCCAAACCAAGAAGUGCCAGAGGACAUUGCGUUUGUGCAAGGAGAUCUACGUGACUAUGCACAAGUUGAGAAGGCAGUCACUGGUGUGGACUGUGUAUUCCACAUUGCUUCUUAUGGCAUGUCUGGCAGGGAGCAGCUGAACCGGCAUCUGAUUGAGGCAGUGAAUGUUCAAGGCACACAGAACAUCCUGAAGGCCUGCAUGGAGCAAGGAGUGUCCAGGCUGGUGUACACCAGCACCUUCAAUGUGGUGUUCGGAGGCCAGGUGAUAGAGAACGGAGAUGAAAGCCUCCCUUAUCUACCUCUCCAUCUUCACCCCGACCACUACUCCAGAACCAAGUCCCUGGCUGAGAUGGCAGUGCUAAAAGCCAGCGGCACGGAACUGAAGGACGGCUCUGAGGUGCUGAGAACCUGUGCCCUGCGCCCAGCAGGCAUCUACGGGCCUGGAGAGCAGAGGCACCUGCCCAGGAUAGUGAGCUACAUAGAGAAGGGGAUCUUCAGGUUUGUUUAUGGUGAACCCAGCAGCCUGGUGGAGUUUGUCCAUGUGGACAACCUGGUGUCAGCACAUGAGCUGGCUGCAGAUGCUCUGACUGCAGAGAAGCAGCACUGCUCUGCUGGCCAGGCCUACUUCAUCUCAGACGGCCAGCCUGUCAACAAUUUUGAGUUCUUCAGACCUCUGGUGGAGGGCUUGGGCUAUCCUUUCCCCAAACUGCGCCUACCUAUCUCUCUCAUUUACUUUUUUGCCUUUCUCACAGAAAUGAUCCAUCACAUCAUCGGCCCCUUCUAUAAUUUCCAGCCACUGCUGACACGUACAGAGGUGUAUAAAACUGGUGUGACGCAUUACUUUAGCAUGGCAAAAGCUAAGGCGGAGCUCGGUUAUGAUCCUCAGAAGCACAACCUGGAUGAGGUUGUACAGUGGUUUAGAAGCAGAGGACAUGUGAAAAAACGUCACAGCUCCGUCCUCAGUCGAUUCAUGCUAAACUUCCUGGUCAUCGCUGCCUGUGUGUCUGUCGCUCUCUCUUUUCUUCCAGUCGUUGGCAGUUGAUUAGCAGCUAAAGCAAAAAUAUCAUUCUGACAUUUUCCAAAAUGCCACAUGUAGCCUUCUGUAUAAAGACUGGUUCAUAACGAGGUUGUUUACAUGUCAACUUACAUUAAUAUGACAAGUACAUAUUUUAUUUCAAAAUGGUAAUUAUUGGCAGGUGCUUCAGACACAAGAAGCAGCUGCUUUGAUACUGUAAUACCUAUCAUAUGUGAAAAGAAUCUUAUAAUGUCUGUAACCUCAUGUCUUCAUUCCAGAGACUGUAAGUCAAAUGCUACCUCUUUUCUCCUCAACAGUGAAAAUCUCUUGGGGCAAAAACUGAUAAUUACUGAAUACGUUCCAAUGUUUUACAUGCUGUAUGUGUGAAACUGUAAUAAAUAGUAAGAAAUGUUCUGUAAUAAAUAAAACUUUACAAGGCAAA
Molecule: messenger RNA, 1807 nt
Organism: Thunnus maccoyii (southern bluefin tuna)
Lineage: Eukaryota; Metazoa; Chordata; Actinopteri; Scombriformes; Scombridae
Gene: sdr42e1
Product: short chain dehydrogenase/reductase family 42E, member 1
Exons: 3
Coding region: 232-1392 (386 amino acids)
Biological process (GO): steroid biosynthetic process
Molecular function (GO): 3-beta-hydroxy-Delta5-steroid dehydrogenase (NAD+) activity
Source: RefSeq, a predicted model, not a curated record